Helianthus annuus (common sunflower) is the source of this 1722-nucleotide messenger RNA. RefSeq names its product transcription factor VOZ1. The record is from RefSeq and is a predicted model, not a curated record. Bases 320 to 1585 code for a protein of 421 amino acids. The transcript has 5 exons. Gene Ontology annotation, biological process: positive regulation of long-day photoperiodism, flowering; regulation of DNA-templated transcription. Lineage: Eukaryota; Viridiplantae; Streptophyta; Magnoliopsida; Asterales; Asteraceae.
CCAAAAAUACAUGAUAAGCAUGUAUCAUUUCAUAUUCGUAUUACGUUUGAAAAGAAUAUAUAAAAAUAAAUAAAAGUUUCUGGAAAUAUUAUUAUUAUUCCCCUUAAAGAAACUUUUUGCCGCCGAGCUUCACUAGACCACUGGAGAACGAUCAUCUACCCAACUUUUGGAAUAUCAAAUUCUCCCUCUUAAAUCAAAACCCUUUUUACUUCUCUCCAAUUCAUCCAGAUUAGCCCUUCCAAAAAAAAAAAAAACCAAUUGAGAAACAGAUAGUUGAGGGGAGAGAAGAGGAAUUGGGUAAGAUUAUUCAGUUAUUGGGAUGGGGAGAGGCACGAAAUCGCAUCGGAUACUGAAAGACCGGGCUAUGAACCGUGUGGACGAUCUUCAACUGAUGUUCAUGGAUCUGCAGUCUGCAAGGAAAGAGAGCCGAAAUAUCGAUAUGGUUGUUCUCGAGGAACAGGUUCAUCAGAUGCUAAAAGAAUGGAAGAAGGAACUUAACCAGCCUUCCCCUGCAUCUUCUUUGCAUCAGGGUGGAAGCUUAGGGUCUUUUUCCCCGGACAUAAGUAGGCUGUUGCAGCUUUGUGAUGAAGAAGAUGACGGUGUAACCAGCGGGUUAGCUGCCCCAAAACCCGACCCAGAUGCUCACAAUAUUAGUCCAAAUUCUAUUGUGAACAACGCGAACUUUGUCGUAACCCCGGUGUCUCAAGAGCACGAGUUUAAGUUGCUUGAUCAAUACAAAGAUUCGCAUUUGGGGAUAACCACAGCAGGAGGACAGAAUACUGGUGUUGAUAAUCAGUUUGAUUAUUUUUCAUUCAAUUCGCCACCUGAAUUUGAGCCCAACGGUAUUGGAGGGAUCUAUGGCGUUUGGGGCGAAGAUGGUUUACCGCAAGUCACUAGCUUUCUGUCUAAUAUCUGCCCUCCCCCUUCGGCUUUCCUCGGACCAAAAUGCGCGCUUUGGGAUUGCCCCAGACCGGCUCAAGGCUGGUGGCCCGAGAGGCCCGUUCAAUGGUGGUGCACCAGCUACUGCAGCAGUCUGCAUGCUGUGGUGGCACAAAACGAAGGUCAACCGGGGAUGACUCCAGUCAUACGGCCUAAAGGCAUCGAAUUGAAGGAUAAUUUACUAUUCGAUGCACUUAGUGCUAAAGCACAAGGGAAGAAUGUAGGUGUUCCGGUUUGUGAAGGUGCCGCUACUGCAAAAUCACCAUGGAAUGCUCCUGAGCUCUUUGAUCUAUCGGUUUUUGAGGGUGAAAUGCUCCGAGAGUGGUUAUUUUUUGAUAAACCACGAAGGGCAUUCGAGAGUGGAAACAGAAAGCAAAGAUCACUCCCUGAUUACAACGGUAGGGGCUGGCAUGAAUCGAGAAAGCAAGUGAUUAAUGAAUCUGGAUGGCUAAAAAGAUCGUAUUACAUGGAUCCGCAGCCCAUGAAACUCGUUGAAUGGCAUCUUUACGAAUACGAGAUCAACAGAUAUGAUGCUUGUGCAUUGUAUAGAUUGGAACUAAAGCUUGUUGACAGAAAAAAGAAUCCAAAGGGAAAGAUCUCUAGUAUUCACACAUCUAGAUAUCUAAAUCGCCCGUUGGUGAUAUAGUUAUAACAUGUUACAAUCAUUAACAUUGUCACUUGUAGUGUGACAUGUUUUCUAUUAUUAAUUUUACAUUGUACCCAAAAUCAACCUUAGGCAUAACAACUGUUCUUUUUAUGAAGAGCAACACCCGGUUUUCUUCA